This is a messenger RNA of Darwinula stevensoni, 5631 nucleotides long. The record is from the annotation of a GenBank genome assembly. NCBI's taxonomy places the organism in Eukaryota, Metazoa, Arthropoda, Ostracoda, Podocopida, Darwinulidae.
UGAAAACUCUCAUGGGGUUCUGACUCAUUUCCAUCCGUUGUAUCCAUUGUCGUGUUCGACUCCGGGAUCAGUGCCUUUCUCGUUCCGUCUCCGGGUUACCUCUCUGCAGUGAAAGUCAGGUGCGUCCACCGACAGGCUCAUCGAUCCUCCAUCGCAAGCAUCAUUCCUUCAUUUUGAUCGUUCGUUCGGCCUUGGAAAAUGGCCGGGAUCGCGAAGAAGUUCCUCCUCCUCAUCUGGAAGAAUCUGUUGCUGCGAAAGAGACACCCGGUGUUGACGGUGUUCGAGUUCCUCAUCCCGAUCCUCCUCUUCGCCAGCAUCUUCUGGAUGAAGACGCAACUUCUGCCGAGCGGGAGCGAGGGGGACAUGUCACCCCCGGCGAUCUUUAAACCUGAGAGCGAAAGCGAUCUCCUCAGCGCCUUCUAUAACCGGACGAGAUCCGUGAUCCUUCUCGCCCCCAACAAAUCCUCCCUUCACAAGGACAUCGUCGAAUCUCUCCGCAAUACCUGGGGCAGCGAUCGUAUCCGGGAUUUUCUGACGGAGGAGGAUCUGCUGACGUUCGUGGAGGUGAACGAGUUUCAGGACCCGGACCGACGCGUGGACAUCGCAGGUGCAGUCGUGUUUGUCGGAACGGACGAGAAAAACUUUCGCUAUAAAAUCCGGAUCGAGAAAUUCAGUCCUAUCACAUCAUUCCUCUUCGAUCCUGCCCCCAUCCCGGGAUUCUUAGAGCACGACGAUAUGUACCGUGGUUCAUUCAUCCCUCUACAACUGCUCGUAAACAGUGCCUGGAUCCGAGUCAUGAACAAUGAUCAUAAUGAGAACGAACCGCUCUUCAAAGACUUUAUGGUCAAGGUUCGACGGAUGCCAUACCCGGAACACGAAAAGAAUUAUGCGGGCCUGGUUUCCUUCAUCUUCGGCAUCAUGAUCCCCAUGUUCACCGUGUUCGGCUACCUCUUCAUCAUCCCCGUUCAGCAUCUCAGCGUUGUCCGUGAGAAACAAUCUGGAAUCAAGGAGCUGAUGAAGAUGAUGGGGAUGCCACGGAGCCUGUACUGGCUCACUCAUUUCGUGAAUGGAGGCUUUUCCGUCAUCCUCAUUUCGUUCAUCGGGACCAUGUUCCUCAGCGUUGGAGGAGUCCUGAGCCAAUCCGAUGGAUCUCUCGUCUUCCUUCUCCUCCUCCUCUACGGCUUCGCUUUUCUCGGAUUCUGCUAUCUCAUUACCACCUUCUUCCAGAGAUUGUUGCUGACGAUCCCGUUGGCGAUGAUCUUGAUGCUGGUCUCAUACAUGGCACCUACGUUCAGCAUGGGUCUUUGGACGAGCUCGGAAGAGUCUCAGACGACGGUGACACCAGCCUCUGCCGUUGCUCUCAGCCUCCUUCCCAACAUGGCCCUCGUCUUUGGCAUUCGCAUCAUCAGCUUCCUCGAAGGAAGAGGAGACGGGGUGACCUGGCAGAACCUUUACGAUCGGCCAUUCGUCGCUGACAAGAUGUCCAUGGGAUUCGUCUUAUUCAUACUGUUGAUCGAUACCGUCCUCUAUCUCCUUCUUACUGGAUACAUGGACACCGUCAGACCGGGAAAAUAUGGCUUGGCCGAGCCAUUAUACUUCUUUCUCAAACCGUCGUUUUGGUGCCCGACGAAGAAAUCCAAGAGUGACAUGGAAGAGUUGGAGAGACGACGUUCAUCGCGUCGAAAGAGCCGGUUCUUCGAAGAGGAUCCCCGAAAUCGAAAGGCCGGAAUCGAGAUCACAAACUUGAGGAAGGUUUUUCAGACGAAUAAAGGCCCCAAGGUGGCCGUGGAUGACCUGUCACUAUCUGCCUGCGAGGGGGAUAUCACAGUCCUUUUGGGUCACAACGGUGCCGGCAAGACCACCACCAUGUCUAUCAUCACGGGAAUGUAUUCGACGACGGGGGGCACGGCGUUCGUUAACGGCUACGACAUCCGUCACAGCAUGGACAAGGUCCGGGACAGUCUGGGAUUGUGUCCGCAGCACAGCAUGCUUUUCCCCGAACUCACCGUCCGGGAACACAUCUUGCUCUUCGGUCAGCUGAAAGGGCUAACGAGGAAGGAAUCCAUGGAAUUCGGGCAAAGAUACGCCGCGCUCAUGAUGUUACCCCUGGAUCUCCAGUCUCGAGGUCUAUCCGGAGGGAUGAAGAGAAAGCUUUCCCUCAUCAUCGCCCUCAUCGGCAAGACGAAGGACGAAAAACGAAAUCGAACGAUUCUCUUGACGACCCACUUCAUGGAGGAAGCGGAUGUGCUGGGCGAUCGCAUCGCCAUCAUGGCCCAUGGUCAACUUCAAUGCGUCGGAUCCUCCAUGUUCCUCAAGCGGCAAUACGGGACGGGUUAUACGUUGACGGUGACGAAGACGUUGAACUUCGCUGAGGCGGAACUUCUAUCCCUCUUGCAAAAAUCCUGCCCGGAAGCGACGCUAAAGAGCAGUGCAGGAAGCGAAGCGAGCUUCAUGUUGCCUUCUUCCAGCGUGGGAGCUUUCCCUUCGAUCCUUGGAGCCCUGGACUCAGCCAAGACUGAGUUCGGCAUUCGAAGCUUCGGCAUCUCCGCUACCACUCUCGAAGAAGUCUUCCUCAGGGUUGGAGAAGGAGCAGAUGCCGAAGAGGUUGACUUGAAGAAUCGAGCAAGCGCCAAUAUCACCAAUACACCUCAUGCUAGUACAUCAAUGCUUAUGGGAAUGGAAGGGAAGAAGAGCAACGCUUCCCUCCUCUUGCUGCAGUUUUGGGCCCUUCUUAUCAAAAAGUUUCUUUACCUCUCUAGAAAGUGGAAACUGCUCAUCAGCCAGGCCAUCAUACCCCUGGCCCUGGUCGUUGGAGCUCUUUACCUCGACCAAGCCUCGACGGUAGGAGCUCAGCAGCCGUUCGAGCUGAAGAUGAAUGUUGACGUAUAUGGAAAGAACUACGUCCCAUAUGAAAAUUGGUCGAGUCUUCACGGAAAACUCAUGGACCACUUCCUCAGUGGACUACCAGAUUCCAGCACACCUGAGAAUUCAAGCGAAGAGAAUUUCGACGGUUACUUGCUGGGAAUCGGGAAAGAAGACGAAUCUAAGUACCGAGUCCGCUACGUAAUCGGUGGGUCCUUGACCGAAGAAGGUGUGAAUACCAAUUUCACAGCCUACUAUCAGACGAUCCCGUAUCACAGCAGUGGAAUCGCCGUGAAUCACAUGAGUGACGCCCUGGCUAAGUACUACCUUGGGUCAGACCAUUCCAUCCUCGCCUCCAAUCAGCCUCUCCCUAUGAGCAAGUUGGCGAAGGUGAUCGACAGUUUCACGCAGCCUGGGAUGUUGUCGAAUUUCGGGUCGUCCUUCUCGUACGCCAACUGCAUGGGACUGGGACUCUUCCUCCUCGCCUGCUCCUUCGUCGUCUUCCCCACCGAGGAAAACGGAUCGGCUGCCAAACAGCUCCAACUCAUGACCGGGGUCCGGCCGGGGUUGUACUGGCUCAGCCACUUAGUCGGAGAUGGUGUCGUCUUCCUCAUCGUUUCAGCUAUCAUCAUUGGGAUCUUGGGCGCAAUCAACACCAACGGCAUCUUCGCAAAUAAUUACGGAUGUCUCGGUUCCCUGUUUUGUCUGCUGCUGGCGUACGGCUUCGCCGCUCUUCCUUUUGCCUACGUGUUCAGUUUCCGCUUCAAGAGCAGCGGGACGGCUUUCGCCAUCCAUGCCCUCGUCAACAUCUUCUUCGGGAUCCUGUUCUUGCCGGUAAUUGUACUGUUCGAAGCGAGCGGAGAUCAGGAAUUGAUGGAUGUGUCUGAGAUCCUCAAGUGGUUCGUGGGCCUAUUCCCACCUUUCGGCAUUGAAUAUGGCAUCUUCAGCCUCAUAGAUCUGGCCUACAAGAACCAACGAUGCGAACUCAUAGACGCCGAUGUAAAGGAAAUGGUGUGCUCAGGGAAUGUGACGGGCGACUCUGCCGCCAUCGGAAUUUGCUGUGAUGACUGCGUCAGCCGGGGGGGCUGCUUCGAGCCCGAGACCUACAUCAGGUGGGAUGGGGUGAACAUCGGUCAGCCCCUCACUAUGUUGAGCUACGCAGGUGUCUUCUGGCUCGUCUUCCUCGUUCUUCUCGAGAAACGCUACCUGCAGCGAUUCUGGGCUCGACUCUUCUCAUACAAAGCGACGAAUCCUUACGAGAACGUUCAAGUGGACGAGGACGUCUUCCGUGAGGAAGAGCGGAUCACGGACCUUCUCCGAAGAGGAGAAUCGGAUAAGGAUGCCCUGCUGGCGGUAGGACUGAGGAAAACUUUCAAAACCUUUGUUGCCGUGGAUCAUAUGAACAUCGGAGUCCACCACGGGGAAUGUUUUGGCCUAUUGGGCGUGAAUGGAGCAGGGAAGACGACGACGUUCAAGAUGAUGACCGGAGCCGAACUCAUGACUUCAGGCGCCUCCUACAUCCUCGGAUACGACCUCGAGAAACAACGCAGCAAGUAUCUAUUCCACGUCGGUUACUGUCCUCAAUUCGAUGCUCUGGUGGAUCUGAUGACUGGGAAGGAGACUCUAUUGAUGUAUGCCCGACUUCGAGGCAUUCCAAAAUCCGUCAUGGGAACACAUGUCAACACUCUCAUUGACAAACUCGGAUUGACGGAGUACAAGGACAAGUACUGUGGGACGUACAGCGGAGGAAACAAGAGGAAAUUGAGCACGGCAAUAGCAAUGGUAGGGGAACCGACGCUGCUGUUUCUGGACGAGCCGACCUCUGGCGUGGACCCUGUUUCCAGGCGCAACAUCUGGCAGGCUCUCAUCGACUGCACCAACAAUGGACAGAGCAUAGUCCUCACUUCCCACAGCAUGGAGGAAUGCGAGUCACUGUGUCACCGACUCGGGAUCAUGGUGAACGGCCGAUUCAGAUGCCUGGGUAACCCGCAGUAUCUCAAGGACAAAUUCUGUCAAGGGUACUCCAUCAAGGUGAAGACUAAGAUGUCCGCGUCAGAAGAGGAUAUCGCAACACUCGAGGCCUUCAUAACUCAGACCAUUCCUGGAUCCUCUCUCCAAGACAAAUAUCUGGGACUGCUGAACUUCCGAGUCCCAAGGGGGGAUGUGACUUGGGCGCAGCUCUUUUCAACUGUGAGCGAGAUGAAGACUAGAUUCGAGAAAUUGAUCGAAGAUUCUCUAGUCGGGGAAACGAGCCUCGAGCAAGUCUUUCUCUCAUUCACGAGUGAGCAGAUUCAGCCAAGGCCCAAAGCCAAGUGCCGCCUAUGCCCUUGUACUCGAAGCAAGUCUCGAUGAAGACUGAUUUCUGAAGGAUAUUCAUGAUGAAUUUUUGCUCCUUCUCCUUUUCUAAAAUUAUUCUUAUACCAAAGAAUAUAAAAAUUUAUUGUCAAGACUUGAGUUCGGAUAUGCGCUGCAUGCAGUUUAAAUUCGGAUGGAAGAUCAUUUGUCAUCUUUAUCAUAUUGCUGGAGACUGGGUCCCCAAGAAUCAAUGGAGCCCAGACGAAUGUAAACUAUCAGGAAAUGGGAAUUCCACGAUGAGGCUAUUCAUCGGAGAUGCUCUGGCUGUGCUGCCAAUCACUUUUCCUGGUGGGGAAUGCUCUAAGGCCCUGAAGCGGACGGUCCCCUUUCACUUCACCCGCCACUUCACCUGCCCCUUCCUUAUUUCUAUUUCUGUCGGUUUCAGGCUGCAAAAUAUUCAAUAAAUCCCGUCCC